Molecule: messenger RNA, 1943 nt
Organism: Scatophagus argus
Lineage: Eukaryota; Metazoa; Chordata; Actinopteri; Scatophagidae
Product: ADP-ribosylation factor-like protein 4C
Exons: 1
Coding region: 710-1288 (192 amino acids)
Biological process (GO): endocytic recycling; intracellular protein transport
Cellular component (GO): cytoplasm
Molecular function (GO): GTP binding; GTPase activity
Source: RefSeq, a predicted model, not a curated record
AGUGAGGACGCUCGUUGCCUCAUUGGCACAUGUCCCGGUGGGGUGGAGCGACGCGGAGCCGCCUCUCGUUUUGCAGUCUUGUUUCUUUCAACCCACAUCAGAGCAACUGCAACGACCGUCAGGGGAAGAGCGUCCGAGACGAACGGGUGUAGCCUACGAAUCGGUGGCUUUUCGGUGGACGUUAUUUUCUCGGUUCGACCACUAGAGCUGGUCAGUCAGACUCCUGAAGAGUGAAUCUAUUUGUGCGCAAUUUCCAGGGAGAUUGUGGUUCUCUCGGGGACUGGAGGGGAUGACUACAGAGAAUAUGCAUGAGACGGUUCUUUCAGGCUGAUAAAGGCUUGUGACCAUAAUUGUCCUUUCCAGCGCUCACAUCGUCAGCACUUAAAAGGUAUUUCAAAAGUAGAGCUUCUUCGUCGCCAAAUGGAUGUAAGUGCUUGAGGAGAAUACUAAUGGCCGGCGUGCUGCGUCCUGCCGAGCGUUCUCCGCCGCUGCUGAGGGCAACAACAGAGCCGAUCAGUCCGCCACAGCGCACCUGAGGCCUGUAUACCACCAAGGAAUUAAUGAGCGUGAUUUGAACUGAGCUGUUUAAUUUCCAAGGAGGAGAAUUAAAAAACAUUAUACACAAACAUAACGCAGCUGCAAAAAUAACAAACAAAAAACAAAGCAAAACAACAACAAUAACAAAACAAAACAAAACAAAAACGCGAAAAUGGGAAACAGCUUCUCCAACAUCUCUACCUUCCAAUCUCUUCACCUCGUCAUGCUGGGGUUGGACUCUGCUGGGAAGACUACAGUUCUUUACAGACUCAAAUUUAAUGAAUUUGUCAACACGGUUCCCACGAUCGGCUUCAACACUGAGAAGAUCAAGCUGAGCAAUGGCACCAUGAAAGGCAUCAGUUGUCAUUUUUGGGAUGUGGGAGGCCAAGAAAAGCUGAGGCCCCUGUGGAAGUCCUAUAGCCGGUGCACUGAUGGGAUCAUUUAUGUUGUGGACUCUGUAGAUGUUGACAGACUGGAGGAGGCCAAGACUGAAUUGCACAAAGUCACCAAGUUUGCAGAGAACCUGGGAACACCACUGUUGGUCAUUGCCAACAAGCAGGACCUGCCCAAAUCUCUUUCAGUGACGGAUAUUGAGAAGCAGCUGGGUCUGCACGAGUUGACCCCCUCCACUGCCUAUCACAUCCAACCUGCAUGUGCUAUAAUAGGUGAGGGUCUUCACGAGGGUAUGGACAAACUGUAUGAAAUGAUACUGAAGAGGAGGAAAUCCCUCAAACAGAAGAAGAAGCGGUAAAAGCUGCUGGUUUUCGGGACAGUGUUUAGUAAAAUUUACUGUAAAGGAAUCUGGAUUCUGCCGUAAACAGGUUUAGUUUACAGCAAUUUUUUUAUGAAAAAUAUCCUAUGUAUUAAAGCUGUUCAGUGCUGUGAAGCUGUGAAUGACACUUUUCUAUAGGCAGCUUCAGUAACUAAAUACAAAAUAAGGUUAACCAAAAAAGACAAAUGAAAAAACUUGAAAUGACUGUUGAGAUCUACAGCAUCAGGAAAAGAAACAGGCUGGCCUGUUUAUCUGCUGUUUUAUCACGGACUUUGACGUAUUGUAGGUCAUUGAGGACUUUUAGCGUCUUAUUUCCAUCCACAAGAGUUCUUCUGUGGAAACAGAAGUUUGAUUUUGCACAUGGAUUGGGUCACUCAAGCCCCGUGCUCUUUUUUAGAUAUCUGUAGUAUUACUUUUUAAUUAUGGAUGUCAUGCAGACUGCUUUAUGGAGCACUAAAAUAGCCUUUCAUCCGCUUGGUGGAAAGAGGACCGAGUGUCGACUACUUUGCACUUUUCAUUUCCUGACAAACAGCAAAGAACUAUAAUGUAUUAGUGAGAGGGCAGAUCCAGGUGGUUUGUAUACUAAGAAGCCAAACUUGAAGUAUUUUUUGAAUAUUAAAAGAUGUAAAAUCCA